This is a messenger RNA of Aspergillus calidoustus, 777 nucleotides long. NCBI's taxonomy places the organism in Eukaryota, Fungi, Ascomycota, Eurotiomycetes, Eurotiales, Aspergillaceae. The record is from the annotation of a GenBank genome assembly.
AUGCCCGCAAUUGACACCGACGUCCCCUCCGUCCAGCGCAUGUUCGACGUCAACCUGUUCGGCCCCAUGCGCAUGGUCCACCACUUUCACGACCUGCUCAUCCGCGCCAUGGGAACUGUUGUGAAUAUGCGGUCCAUUGGGGGCGUUGUCCCGUAUGUUUAUGGGGCAUCGUACAACGCCAGCAAGGCAGCGCUGGCGCACUGGUCGAAUACGUUGAGGGUCGAGAUGGAGCCGUUUGGGUAUGUGACUCUCUACAGCAUCGAAGAGCCGUUUAUCAUCUCCGGCGAAGUCAGCACAAACAUUCUCCGCAACGACCACGGCAGGACUUUGCCCGAGGACUCCUACUACGCGCCCCUGGCCUCGGAGUUCAAAGACCACCUCUAUCGGACACCGGAAGGGGCAACCGACCGCCACGCCUUUGCCACAAAGGCCGUCGCCCAGGCUCUACGGUCCUCCCCACCAGCCUGGUUCUGGACGGGCAGCUGGGCGACCUUCAUCUGGGCUCUGGAUACGUUUUUCCCCAGGAGGGUUUUGUACCUUGCCGUUUUAUUUCUUCUCUUUCACCCGGUUCUGGUUUAUUCAAGUCUAUUGGCUUCGUUCCCCAUCACCCUUUCCUGGUCAUUCCUGGUCUAUAUCGUCGUUGUUAUUGCUGGUGAAGUGACGUUUAUUGGGGUACAUCGACAUUCAUACUACCUCCCUAUCAUUGGCUGGGACCUGGUGUUGCGAUUCCAACUAGGGAUGGAUACCCGCGGCCCCGAUCCCGACUCCUUGCCCUGA